AGAUUGGCACCAAUGACGUGAAAGACUGUGCUGCUGGUGUUGAUAAGAUGCUGGCAGAAUUCCCAGACAUUGAUCGUGAGGCUAUAGUGUACUGCGGAGGUAGCCAUGGAGGGUUCUUAGGGGCACACUUGAUUGCCAAGUAUCCGGACGUCUACAAGGCUGCGGUGCUGCGAAAUCCAGUGACCAAUCUGGUCGAAGAGGUCUCCACAGCCGACAUUCCCGAUUGGGUGUAUGCUGAAGCCGGGCUUCCCUACAGAAGCACUUUAAGAAAGGAAGACCUAGACAAGUUAUACGCAUUAUCGCCGAUAUCAAAUGAUUUAAGCAAGAUUAAAACCCCGACACUGUUGUUGUUGGGCGCUAAAGACCGACGGGUACCUCCUUCGCAAGGCUUACAGUUCUAUCGAGGCCUUCAGGCUGCGGGGGUCAAGUCGAAGGUGUACUGGUUCCCAACACAGUCACAUCCCAUUGAUGAUCCCGGGUGCAACGCAGACUGCUGGAUUAACUCUGCGUUAUGGUACCACGAUGCGCUGAAAAAUACUUAUUAGGCAAUAGUACUACAGACAGAAGCAAAUAAAGGUCUUUGUGCAUCUGAUAGUAUGUAUGUAUACGAGGACAAGAAUAGUUAGGAUUGGUUUUUUAUUAUUAUACUAAAGUUCGAACUCAUUAUCUGACGCUUGUGCUAGAGAAUUCGCGUAGCUGAUUGAAUACAGAUACUGAAUGUAGCCGUGAAUGGAUACCCGAAUGAGGAUUCAACAUAAUAUGACUCAGCUAUAGCUAUGCGCUACAUAGUGGACUGGGACUAGACCGGCUACUGUUCGUGAGUAUUUCGAGA
Molecule: messenger RNA, 832 nt
Organism: Sphaeroforma arctica JP610
Lineage: Eukaryota; Ichthyosporea; Ichthyophonida
Exons: 3
Coding region: 48-545 (165 amino acids)
Biological process (GO): proteolysis
Molecular function (GO): serine-type endopeptidase activity
Source: RefSeq, a predicted model, not a curated record